AUCGACUCGAGAGAGUUGUUGGCAUUGGACAAUUCAUAUGCAUGCACGAGUCCUUGUCGGUGCCUUUUGACCCAUGCUAUUUGGCAGUUUCCACUCCGUUCAGAUAAGCUGCACGCUGCAAGUUUGGCGGACUUUCAGCUUCACAAUCCUGCUAAUAAUUUUCCUUUGUCGGUAUAGCCGGCAAAUCCAAUGGGACGAUGGUUUCCUCCUUUCGUUGGAAGUCUUAUAUCGCGGGGUGUCCAGCCUGUCGAGGAGUGGCAGGAGUUGGUCUGACUAUCAAUAAUUUCUAAUGGCGGCACCAUACUUGCAUCCGCAGAGUUCUUUCUCUGAAGUAGGACUCGCACCUAAUACGGGCGCGGUUGAGGAGCCGAGCAGAGCCUCACCUCCUAAAGACACCAAUAAGCGCGGCCAGUCACCGACCGUUUCUUUGACUGAGACCUGGACCUCUUCACCGGCCAGUACGCAGCAAGGGUCAUUCAAGGAAAAGAAUGGCAGCCGUACAAGCUUUGGGAGAUCUAGUACUACUUCCGAGACCACUUGGUUCCCUGAAGUUGUCUGCCUCAUCAUCGGCUUUGCUUCAAUUGGAGCUAUCAUCGGUGUCCUUGCCCAUUACAAUGAUCGAACCCUCCCUCAAUGGCCUUACAGCAUCACUCUCAACACUAUCAUUGCACUCUUGACUGCCCUUGCAAAUGGAACUCUGGCGGUUCCUCUUUCCAAUGGCAUCAGCCAGCUGAAGUGGGAUCGAUUCAAGAAAGAUCGUACUGUGCUCACAGAUAUGGACUUGUUUGAUCAAGCCAGCAGAGGUCCUCUAGGAGCAUUCAAUCUGAUAGCGAGAGCUCCGGGUCGCAUGAUGGGAUCGUUUGGAGCCUCAAUCACAAUUCUAGCUUUUGCUUUGGGACCAUUCUCGCAACAAGUAGCUACCUACCAGAACCGGAUGGUUGGGACGGAUAAAAUUGCCAAGUUGCCAGUUGCAGUCAACUAUACUGGAGUCCUUCCUGGUGACUCCUCGUCAAAUGGAUAUGUACCAAUCCUGCCUAUGAAAGCUGCUGUCUACAAUGGCCUAUUUGCCGAAUCGAAUCCUCUAAACCCUUUCGCAGUUACUUGUGAGACUGGAAAUUGUACCUGGCCUGCAGUCGAUACUCUUGCCGUGUGCAGCUCCUGUAUUGACGUGACGAGUAUGAUGAGUCGCUAUUGUCCGAAUGGGGUACCUGCGAAUGGUGAUGUUUCCACUUGUGGUUGGCAGCUGCCCAAUGGUGCCAUGCUAAAUACUAGCACGGACGUAUUCAGCAUGACGAGUUAUCUUCCCAGCCCUUACGGACUUCAACCAUACACUACCAUCCUCGAGCUUUAUUUCUUGGGAACUGAGGCACAAAGUGGUCCUCCUCUCAACUAUAACCCAUGGGCAAGACAAUGUACUCUCGAAUAUUGUGUUCAGACAAUCGAAACAGCUGUCGUCGAUGGGACACUCUCACAGAAUGUCACCCAGACAACAACCAACUCUACUACAGUCAAUGUUGGCAGCACGAACGGGACACUGCCUGUUAGCAUCACUUCCCCGAACGGCUCUUCGGUCUUCAUCAGCGAAGCAGCUGCAUUGGGUAUUCAAUCUUGGUUCUCAGAUCUGUUCAUGAAUGGUAGCGCGUCUCGCAAUGCCUCGGCUACCGUUGUCAAAGACCAAAGCGUCAUCGUCAACCUUACAGUCGGUAUAUCUUCUGGAACCACAUACUUUGACACAGAUAUCGUUCAGACCUUCUACUGGGACUACUAUGAAUACGCAGAUGGUAUUGGCCAAGCCAUGACCGAUCUUGCAACCGCAAUGACUGUCGCCUUCCGCACUUUUAAUGGUGUCGACAAAAUCCCCGGAACGGCUUAUGGAUUGGAAGUUCACCUCCGUGUUCGCUGGAGUUGGAUUGUGGUUCCCGUUCUGAUUGUUCUCUGCACGAUUUUGUUCCUUGCUAUGGUGAUUUUCAACGCCAACCGGCACAAGGUGCCGUUGUGGAAAGGUAAUGCACUUGCCGUCAUGUUCUGUGGUAUGGGGUUAGAUCAUGACUCGAGGAAGUUGUUUAGAGGGAAACAGAGCUUAAAGGAGAGGAUGGAUGUUGCGAAGCACGUGCGAGUGCAGCUAGAUGGACAAGGAAAUAUGGCUGCCAUCUAAGGCCAAGUCAGCAGGCGCCAGGUAAAUUGCUUCUUGUGUCUUCCAUUUCUUUGGUAUUUCAUGAUGAUCUCUAUUCUGUUUCAGUAU
This is a messenger RNA of Mollisia scopiformis, 2242 nucleotides long. RefSeq lists its product as uncharacterized. NCBI's taxonomy places the organism in Eukaryota, Fungi, Ascomycota, Leotiomycetes, Helotiales, Mollisiaceae. The coding region runs from base 290 to 2155 and encodes 621 amino acids. The transcript is spliced from 3 exons. The record is from RefSeq and is a predicted model, not a curated record.